Messenger RNA from Austrofundulus limnaeus, 2019 nucleotides. RefSeq names its product transmembrane protein 231 (gene tmem231). Gene Ontology annotation, cellular component: ciliary membrane; ciliary transition zone. Gene Ontology annotation, biological process: regulation of protein localization; cilium assembly. NCBI's taxonomy places the organism in Eukaryota, Metazoa, Chordata, Actinopteri, Cyprinodontiformes, Rivulidae. The transcript is spliced from 7 exons. Bases 291 to 1220 code for a protein of 309 amino acids. The record is from RefSeq and is a predicted model, not a curated record.
UGACGCUGACUGCCAUGGUAACCGUGAGGCGCGGUAGCUAAUGCUGCUCUAUUUACAGAAGCUAACAAAGCAGUGACUUCAAACGCARCUYAUACUAUUUACACUGAUGGGUGACKUUAWUGCGUCGUUUGCAUUUAGAUGGACAUCACUUAACACAGAACCUGAUUCUUGUUCGCGCAGAUUCUUUGUGUUUCUGUAAACGUUUACUUAUCUUUCARUUAGCAUUCGCGUUAGCUUAUUUCACAAGUAAGCUAACUAGCUUGUCGAAACGCUAAUUUUGACCAAUACUUAUGGCUUUUUAUGAAGUCUACUCUCACCCGUCCGAGAUUCGGUACAAAACGAGUGUGUGUACAAAAGCCACGUUGUUUCUAGUUAUUGUUUCAUGCCUGACAUACAUCGCACCUCUGCUCGUUGCUUACAGGAGCCAAGGUUUCUGGAUAAAGCGAAGCACCUAUGAAGAACAGCCGGUUGUGAGAUUCCAGUACCAGACUCUGCUGGUGGCAGCAACCAGUACUCAAGGACACUAUGUCGCCUGGAGCACGUUCCCUCAUCUUAACAACAUGCUCGGAACUAACCUACGGAUCCCCACUGUCUCAGUAAGAGAAGAGGAUCUGAACCAGGAUGGAAAGUUGGACCUUUUGRUCUUCCAGCUGCAGCUUCCUCUGAAGCCUGAUGAACAAGUUUACAGUGUUCAGCUGCUGCUCACCUUCAGCUAUCAGCUCUUUCGGAUGUCCACAGUAGUGAUGCAGAGCCUGGCUUUUGUGCAGCACUCCUCUCCUGUUCCUGGAGCCAARCUGUUCAUUAGUGGRGACCUGAGACUGCAGCAGAAGACGCCUCUGCCUCAUCGAGGAUUGUAUAACAUUUACAAUGUGUCAGCGAUCGAUGGCUCCAGUCCCUUUGCAAGUACUUAUGAUCUCAACAACAUUAUCAAGAGCUACCAGGAGAGAAACUUAACAACAGUCCUGUCCUGUCCGAUGCCAGUCUGGACAGUGGGACAAGCUGCUGGUUCUCCCUUUGAGCUGAAUGCUGAAAUCCGUUACCCGAUGGAGGUCAUCAGUUACCGUCCCGGCUUCUGGGAGACCAUUAAGUUUGCUUGGAUACAGUAUGUCAGCAUCCUCCUCAUCUUCCUGUGGGUCUUUGAACGCAUCCAGAGAUUUGUUUUCCAGAACCAGGUUUUGACAACCGUACCCAUACCUGUUGGAAAACCUCACCUGUCCUGAUGAUUUUUUUACGUUUAGGUUUGGACCCUAGAAAAGCCGACACCCGACACCCUUUGUCAAUUUGCUCCACGUCUGUAACGUUUGUCUUUUAAGUUCAUGUUGAUAUUAAAGUGUGUAUCUUUUAGGUUGAGAUGUGUUAUUGUAAGAGCUGGGCAUCAUUUUGUUACAAUUAAACAUUAAAAAUACAAAUACUAUCAUAUUCUGACCUGUGGGCACUACUAAACUGAGACUAWUGAUAAAAACAAAUAUGAUUAUCCGAUUGUGCAAUCUGACCUCCAGACAAACACUGUCACAAAAACCUGCUUUGAUAUUUAUUUAACUGUAGAUUCGUGCUGAUAAAAGUCUGUGGGGGGAGAGUUAUACAUAAGCAUUAUUAACUGUAAAGACAAAGAUAAAUCAUUAACAAGUUUGUAACACAUUUAUGCAUCUGCAAUGUUAAUACAAGAUUCACACAAACAAACAACACAACAUUGGUUUAUAAUCUCUAUUAGCUCAAACUCAGUUUUUAGAGKGGAACCAUUUGUUCUGUUUUAUUAUAUAAAUUAUAAUUUCAAAAUAACCUAGAGAUAUUUAAAAAAGCAUUUUAUAUCUAAAACAUCCAGACUUUAUAAAUAAUUGUCUCUAUAGAAAAUUGCAUUUUGUUUGCAGCUUUUUUGGCUAAAUACUUUGAAGACUUGGACUAUUUGCUGUAACAGAAAUAUCACCAGAAAAUAUCUGAUUUUCUUCCUGAGUUUUCUAGUUUACUGUUUUUACUGUUUUCUAGCAAGUGAAUUGGAAAAAAAAUGUAUUUUCUAUAUUU